Molecule: messenger RNA, 622 nt
Organism: Trichobilharzia regenti
Lineage: Eukaryota; Metazoa; Platyhelminthes; Trematoda; Strigeidida; Schistosomatidae
Source: the annotation of a GenBank genome assembly
AAAUUAGGAUGCAAUCACCACAGAGGCAUGGCUCACACCCGACUUCAGUGAUGAUGAAGUUAAUCUGCCAAACUUUGUAGUGCAUAGGGAUGUGGCUCAGUCAUCCACCUCACGAGUUGCUUAACCGUGCGUAGCAUCGAAGCACUCGCUCACGAAAGUGAACUGUGAGAACUUCUACACUGCGGACUUAAAUGCAUAGGCCAAGAUAUUGACUGUGGAUUUUAUGCGUCUUCGUAAUAAACCUGGAUUAAUUUUUCUGGAUUAUGAGAACUUAUCGGAAAGCAACGAAAAUCUUCAAGUUCUCGAAAGAAAUCUAUCUACUGAGAUUGAUAGUCAUGAAUUAAAUGCAGACAGCUACAUCACUUCGUAUAAUGAUGAUAAUAAUGGUGAUCGUCUACUUGAUAUAAACACUUAUAUGUUGAAUCGGGAUGAGCUUACCAAGAGUGUUAUUCAGUCAGGAGCAGGUCUACUAUUUUCUGCAUCGACCUUUUAUUUUUUUAGUCUUCUUUUUGAAAGUUACUUUGCAGAACUAAACUAUUUAAGCAAAGAAGUCAUUAGAGCGACUGAGAAACUUUCACGCGUUGGAAAUUUAAUGAAAGUGUCAGUGAGUAUACUUGCAUAA